Messenger RNA from Dibothriocephalus latus, 993 nucleotides. The record is from the annotation of a GenBank genome assembly. Lineage: Eukaryota; Metazoa; Platyhelminthes; Cestoda; Diphyllobothriidea; Diphyllobothriidae.
AUGGACGCCUAAGUGCUUGUGAAACUGCUGGGUCGGUGGCGCGUCCUGACUCGCCCCGCGUUUCUCCCUCAUCGCCGCUGCCUUCACUCCCCUGCCUGCGAUGUCGAUUGUCUUGCUGAUGCCAACUUCGUCUCUUCGAUGAGACGAAACAUCAAGGAGCGCUGUGUUGCGGUCAAUCUUGAUGAGAUGGUUAGUGUUUCCAAUAGAGUCGAUCCUGCGAUGCACACUUUGUCCACCUUCGCGUUACUAAAAUUUAAAAACAUCAAAGAGCGCUGCGCUGCCGCCGAUAUUGAUGAGAUGCUUCUACUCUACGAUCGGUAUCGCGGUGGUGAUCACAGUCUCUUACCUCGCCUUCGGGAACUUUGCCUUUCUUUGCCGAAUUUUAGUCAUCCAAAUAGCCCUGUUGGGGACCCUUCGAAAACUCGUCUCCUUCGCCUGAAUGGCUCACCGAAACCCACUGCUUUCCCACCAAAAGACGCAGUCACCCUGCUGUCCAAUGAAAUUCUGCCGGAUCCUCGCAAGCGGCGACGCCUUCGGGGCCUGGGCCUUCUGCGUUGCCACGACAUGGUGCCUGGUUGCGGUCACCGAUCCUACAACUUUUAUGGCAGCCUUGCCCUGUUGGAGACGGCUCUGGUUACCUUCGCGCUGGAUCGCAUCACUGGCGCUGGAAUGCAGCAGCUUUCCGUGCCCGACAUUCUACCCGCGUCUGCAAUCGAAUCUUGUGGCUUUCCCACCACCGGCGAGAGGACUCAGAUAUUUAUUAUCGAUGACGGCGCCACGGGCUCUAAGCGAUUCUGCCUUUCUGGUACGGCAGAGAUGGCCAUUGCGACCUUCUGUGCCGGCAGAACUUUCAGUCCCAAAUCUCCGGCAGAGUACUUCUGCGCUGCUAGCCGUUGUUAUCGACACGAAGUCUCCAACCAGGAGUCCUUACUCUAUCGAACGCACCAAUUCACCAAGGCAAGAACCACCUUCCAUUCCUUUCCACAACUCUAA